CGCACGUCCAACUCCACGCACCACAGCACCCAACCCUACGAUCCCUCUCUCGGAAUGGAUGCCACAACGGCCAAGCAGCUCAGGCGGCUCCGCACGCUCGGCCGCGGCGCGUCCGGCGCCGUCGUCUGGCUCGCCUCCGACGACGCCUCCGGCGAGCUUCUCGCGGUCAAGUCGGCCGGCGCCGGCGCGGCCGAGACGCUGCGGUGCGAGGGCCGCGUCAUGGCCGGGCUCUGCUCCCCGCACAUCGUCCCGUGCCUCGGCUCCCGCGCCGCACCCGGCGGCGAGUACCAGCUCUUCCUCGAGUUCGCGCCGCGCGGCUCGCUCGCCGACGAGGCUGCCAGGAGCGGCGGGAGCCUCGCGGAGCGCGCCAUCCAGGGGUACGCGGGGGACGUGGCCAGGGGGCUUGCCUACCUCCACGGGAACUCGCUGGUGCACGGGGACGUCAAGGCUAGGAACGUCAUGCUCGGCGGCGACGGCCGAGCCAAGCUCGCGGACUUCGGAUGCGCGAGGGCGGCGGAUUCCGACCGGACGAUCGGCGGCACUCCGGCGUUCAUGGCGCCGGAGGUGGCGCGCGGGGAGGAGCAGGGCCUGGCGGCCGACGUGUGGGCGCUCGGCUGCACCGUCAUCGAGAUGGCCACCGGCCGCGCCCCGUGGGGCGACAUGGACGACGUCUUCGCGGCGGUCCACCGGAUCGGAUACACGGACGCCGUGCCCGAGCUGCCAGCGUCGCUGUCGCCGCAGGCCAAGGACUUCCUGUGCAAGUGCUUGGCAAGAAACCCCCGCCACCGGUCCACCGCCGCGCAGCUCCUAGAGCACCCGUUCCUCGCGUCCGCCUUCCGCGACGUCGACGCGGAACCGGCGAAGCAGGAUUGGAUGUCCCCCAAGAGCACACUCAACGCGGAAUUCUGGGAGUCGGACGAGGAAAGCGAAACAGAGGACAUGCUGACGAGCGCGGCCGAGAGGAUCGCCUCGUUGGCGAGCCCUUGCUCGGCCUUGCCAGACUGGGAGUCCGACGAUGGCUGGAUCGACGUGCACGGCGAACGCCCUGAAGCUUCAGAAACAACGUCGGCCACGGCGAUCGCCGGCACAGAUUUCGGUCCUUGGAGCCGUGAAGAAGGAUUGGAAGCCGAGCUUGGUGUCCGUUUCGCUGAUGCGGAUGCCGGUAGGUGGUACGACCUUGUGCGGAAUGUGGAUGGAGCGCAUUAUUUCGGUUGGUACGAGAGAGAUUUUAGUGUCAGUGUCGCUACUGAUAGACCAUUGUGCCUCAUUGUUAGUCACAGACGCAAAAUUGUAAAAUUCGGUUGUCAUUGCGACAGAGAAAGAACAAUACAUUCUGAUUUUGCACAAAUAUUUCGUUGUCUUGAGCUUCCGUCGAUGCUAAUUUCAAAAAACACAUAA
This is a messenger RNA of Aegilops tauschii subsp. strangulata, 1398 nucleotides long. Its product is annotated as mitogen-activated protein kinase kinase kinase 18. NCBI's taxonomy places the organism in Eukaryota, Viridiplantae, Streptophyta, Magnoliopsida, Poales, Poaceae. Gene Ontology annotation, molecular function: ATP binding; protein kinase activity. The record is from RefSeq and is a predicted model, not a curated record. Gene Ontology annotation, biological process: signal transduction; protein phosphorylation.